AAUCGUUAUCCGUCGAUGGACCUCGAUCGCAGGUACGAGCACUGCAACGCAUUUCACGUCGAAUAUUAUGAUGAGCAUGGCCGGACAGUUGGUGCCCCGGAAAAAGUUCAGCCAUAUCCGGGGCAGAAGCUUCGUGAUUGCCUGGAAUAUCGUUUGCGGCAACGUGGCCUAGUGCCAUCCACAGUGCUUUUCUUCGUUGAAAAUUCUCGAACACCACUACCAGAGAACUGCGAUGCAAACUUCCUUUCCGGUCAGCGCAUCGUUGCAAAAGAGAUAAUGAACUGCACUGGUGAGUUGGGGUUGGUUCUGGACAACCGGCUACCUCAGUUGUUCGCUGCUCAGUUAUAA
This is a messenger RNA of Gongylonema pulchrum, 348 nucleotides long. The record is from the annotation of a GenBank genome assembly. NCBI's taxonomy places the organism in Eukaryota, Metazoa, Nematoda, Chromadorea, Rhabditida, Gongylonematidae.